Coccinella septempunctata (seven-spotted ladybird) is the source of this 5652-nucleotide messenger RNA. RefSeq lists its product as uncharacterized. Bases 111 to 2849 code for a protein of 912 amino acids. Gene Ontology annotation, molecular function: signaling receptor activity. Gene Ontology annotation, cellular component: external side of plasma membrane; signaling receptor complex. The transcript is spliced from 15 exons. Gene Ontology annotation, biological process: nervous system development. The record is from RefSeq and is a predicted model, not a curated record. Lineage: Eukaryota; Metazoa; Arthropoda; Insecta; Coleoptera; Coccinellidae.
CUCCUAUAGUCGCCGCGACGCAUGUGACGACGCCGUUCCGCACGAGCUUUGCCGCGAAAAUUGUUCCGCAGUUUCUCUCCAAAUGAGUUUCUGAGGAUACCUGUGGCCUCAUGUUGAUAAGGAGUGACGGAUCCCUUCUCUUUUUGUUUUUGGUUUUUAUCGGUCCAAGUGUCAAAACCACAACAGCAACCCUGAACUGCUUGCUGGCUAGGCAAUUCUGUUUCGAGGAUUCAUCGUGUUCAGCUAUUUUAGAAAUAAUUCCGAGAGUAUGCGGACCCGAGCUAGUGGCCUGCUCGACUGUGACAGUCACAAAGUGUCAGGCAGCCCUACGUACUCUUCAAGCUUUCCCGUUCUUCAAGCCAACGUGUUUAUGCAGGCCACCUCAAGUGGAUCCGGAAUGCAAUACAUUCCGGGACUUCCUGUUCGACCAUCCUUGCGUUUUCGUCAUGAAGAAAGAAAAAGAUCCAUAUCCCGUGGAUGCCCUACCUACAUGCAACCAUGCCUUGUCCGUCUGUCAGCAAGAACGCAAGUGCAUCAAAUUGUACGAAGAUUUCAAGGCCAACUGCAAAGUUAGAGACAACAAAUGCCGAAUGGAAGACAGAGAUUCGUGCCACGAGGCGUGGACCAAUUUACGACGUUCUCCGAUGUUCGGCUGCAUCUGCCCAAACAACCAUAUGAAAAAGAGGUGCGAUCGGAUAUUCUCCAUGGUCAACCAUAAUCCCUGCGUGGACACAUUUCCAGCACCCACCUCCCAUGCACAAAACCCCUUAGAACCUCGAUCUAGAUAUCUAGAUAUGUUUAGGAAGACAGGGGUGACCCCUUCUGUCCGUUACCCCCACUUACCCGAUCCCUCGCACGGCACUGCUAUGGACACUUAUCGCACGCACCAUAACUAUGAUGGCACCGGCACUGGCACAGACAGCAACAGCCCCGAAAUCGGGUCACUAAAUACCCUAGGGUUGCCAGAACUCUACGAAAAGGCCACCGACAAUUCGUCUACCUCGUUUGACUACGGGCUAGGCAAUGCGAUUGUCGAAAAUCCUCUAGUUGACGCGGAUAAUGGAUACGAUGCUCAUCAUGACAACGAUCAUAUUAACGUGAGUGUUCUUAAGAACAAGGGAAAGACAACAGCCGUUAACUUCAGCCACUAUCCAGAGGAGGAGGGGUCUAAUGUUGGACCCUCAAACUAUCAUCAAAAAUAUCCAAGCUCAUCUGACAUCGGACGGUCGGAGAACGAAGUGUCGAGGAUGAUAUUCCAAAGUACAUGCCAUUUGGCGAUGGAUAGUUGCAAUAACAAUUAUCACUGUCGGAUGUCACUCUCCCCCAUUCUGCAUCACUGCGAUAUGUCACGUUGUAACAGGAACUCCUGCAUGGAAGCACUUCAGGCAUUUUAUAGAAAACCCAGCCUGCCUUGGAACAUGGAGAUUGCCUUUUGUUUGUGCAAGAAGACCAACAACAAACACGACGCUUGCCUUAUAGCCCAGGAGAAGCUGCACCCUGUCUGUGCACAAAGAAUUGAGGGGUCCCCGCAACCGACUUGUCUCUCUUUGGCGGAAGUUUGCAGAGAUAGCAAAGAGUGCAGGGCGAGGCUGGAACAGUACGAGCAGUCUUGUGCUGUGGAUAGCGUGACGAAAAAAUGUGCAGGUUCUCCUAGCGAUUGCAGAUCAGCGAUGCUGGGCAUUCUAGGGACAGAUCUAAGAACCACCUGCGCCUGUAAAGGCACGGAUAUGACGCAGAUUUACGAAUGCCUCGGCUGGCAAAGACUUCUCUGGGUGAACCCAUGCGUUGUCGAAUCUCAGAAGGAUUUCCACAUGUUGAAGGCUGCGGAAUUAGCCAAAUACACAACCACGCAAGCCUCAACAAGGGCGAUUCCACCAAGAGUCGUAGCUACCAAGUCUCCGAUGCCAAUAUUCGUCACUGUCAUGUCCGCGACGGAGGCAUCGUUGCACACGAGGGAGAACACGAUGCCCGAGUUGAUUCCGCCCCCGCAACCCUUCAUACCGACGUCGACGACAACCUCAACAUCCACGUCGACCACGACCCAGAGGCCGACGACAACAACCGUGAAAACUACAACCGUACCGCCAAGGUACUGCGUCGUGCAGAGGCCCCAGUUUCCUGACCAAUACAUCAAAGAAGGCAGUUUCAAGAGGAUCUACCACGAGGACGAGUUCGAAUGUUCCGACAUUUGCGAGUGCGAGGUCAGCGAGAAGUUGUCUUGCAAGACCAUCUGCAUCGACAGGAUGCCCUGCAAAACGGAGUUCGCGUUCUACAACCACGCCGCGCCUGCGUACCAGGCCUUCAGGGGAAGGUGCCUCUGCUACUCCGGACGUUUCAUAUGCAUAAAGCCUUCUCCUGGCGACUAUAAUCUACCGCAGGGGGUCUACCUCUUCCUUGGCUACAGCGAGGCCGACGAGAAGGAGCUGAACAAGAAUCAGACCAGGGUCAUGGUGCAGGAUAUUGUCCGUAUAUUGCAGAACUUCAUCAAGGAGGAAGCGGUGAAUGGAACCUUGUGCUCGCUGGAAUUAUUCAAUAUCACGAGGGAAAACGUUAUCAUAAUGGGAAAAUUAUCGGAUGAAGUGGAUUAUAAUACGCUGUCCCCUGCAGAGAGUUUUCAGAAAGAAAAGGAGCAAUGUACCGAACUGCUGGAAAUUAUCAGCGAUAGGAUAAAUUCCAGGAAUCCAGACUUCAUAUCGCAUCUCCUGCUGUCCAUAUUCAAAAUGGCAGAAGUGGAGAUAAUUCAAAUAGAACAAAGUUCAACAGCUGUUAGCUUUAGUAGUAAAUUUAAUGUAGUAGUGGCUACGGUCAUAUUAACGACUGUAUUCAGGUUACAUAUGUCGGCGUCAUGACACAAAGACUGGUUUAUCUAAGCACAAUGAAAUACAUAUCCUUAUAUACCUACCUACAUCAAACACACGUUCUAGUCAAUAUAGAAAAAAAAUCCCGUGUCUACUAAGACACCGAACUAAAAGAAAUUGGUAAUCACUUUGUACAUAUCAGUGUUGACUGUUAAUAUUGAUAGUUUUAGGUUGUUAUCAUAACCUAGAAUAACCCACUUGAUUCAAUUUCAUCAUCGAGACCGUUAUGGAAUCAUACUAGAAUUAAGGGUAUACCUAAUGAAAGCUUAAAUUCUUCGGUCUUCAAUCGACUUAAAGCUGGAUCACUGAACAAAGAGUAGGUAUAUGGUGAAUUUGAUCGAUUCAAUCGCUCUAGGAGCCAAUAGGUUGAGGGAAAAAACCUUUCGAUCUAAAACCGUCUCCAAUUCGAGUAUCUUGCUUAAAAAUCUUAGCCAAAAAAAUGUUUCAGAAUGAAAAUUAAGGUUGCAGGUUGUGUUGAAAAUAGAAAACAAAUCAUGAAUUCACCGGGGCUCUAUUCACGAUUAAUCAAAAACUAUGAUAGGGAGAAUCUUUUGAAGGAAAAGUUUUCGUUGACUGUCGAAUACAGCAGGACAAGGGAAAAAUUCGGAAUUGAAGUUUUUUCUCGACCAUGAAUUGAAUGUUUUUCAACGAAAAUAUCUCGGUUUGAAUUUUUCUCUGUGAUACAGGGAUGCAUCACGAAAUGUUUUUCUAUAUACGAGUAUUCACAGCCAAACGAAAAAGUUCAUCCAUAUAUUCUUACUGAUGUACUACUUAUCGCAACUCGUAAAAUUGUAAGUUUUAUCAAAUCUUUUCGAAGAUGGAGAGUUGAAACUCUAAACUAGUCUUCCGAACAUAUACAUAUCAUUUACAAUGUGGAGAAAAGAACUAGCGACGAAAUAUUGAAAUCCUUUUAUUGUGCACCAUAAAUUAUUGUUAAGGAAAAUUAUUAUCUAUAUGAAGAAAUAUUUUAUUAUUUACAAUGUACUUCGAAACAUUUCCCAUACUGAAAGUAUAUAGUAAAAGAAAAAUUAAAUGAACAUGAAUAAAAUUGACGAAUCGCGCGUGGUGGUGGCAAUCAAUAAAAAAUGAUUUCGAAAUUUUUUAUUCAAUGUAUUUUCUUAUUGGGUAUGUGAUAAAUUUCUAACCAUAUUUGAAAAACAUUGGAUAUAACAAAGCACGAUGACUGAAACUUCGAACAUAUCGUUGGUGUGCAAAAUGGAGAACAUCUUCUGACAAAAUCGAUAACGAAAUGUAUGACAUACAGGGUCUAUCUGAAAAACACCGAAAAAAUGUAAGGGGCAAAAAUUAAGGUGGGUAUUUAUUAGGGAUUUUUGGAAAAACCUCCCUGGUAAGAGUUAUUUAUAAAUUACACAUAUAAAUUACACAUGUUGGAAUUUUCUCAACCAUGAACUAAAACAAUAGGGAACAAGCAAUGUCUUAAGCUUAAUUAGAUACAGGGAAAAUAAAAAAUGAAAACAAUUUUUUUGUUAAUCUUCUGAAGGGUGUAACUUUUUCAGGGGAAGGUUCUUCAAAAAGUUUUAUACCAAAUACCCACCUUAAUUUUUCACCAGAGAAUCACCCCUUACAUUAUUUCGGUAUUAUUCAGAUACACCCUUUAUAUAUUAGUAGAACCCCCAUUGAAAUUGUGUCCCUUUGAGGAAAUUGUGAGUACGAAGCUUAUUCUUCACUUUGCAUACUGAAACCUAAAUAAUAAGUGGAAAUUUAAGACAGUAGAAAUUUGUAAACCUUCAUGAAAUUCACAUAAACGAAGCACCUUUAGGCACACAAUACACCUUGUUAAAUAUACACAAGCUUCAUCAAAUUGUUAUCUGAGAUAGAUGCUCAGUGAUUGUUAACUUAUUCAACAACAGACUGCAUGUACAAUCUGUAUUGUUUAGGUGAGUAAUUAUAAAAUUGAUAUAUUUUUACAAAAUCAUAGCGAAUAGUACAUCUGUGAAUUUUUUCAUAUAGCUGCUGAAGAGGAUAAUAAUCACCUAGGUAAUUUAAUGCUCAGAAGUUUUUUCAAUUUUCACAACACUUUUCGGAGAUAUUUACUUUUCGGAGAUAUUUGCAGACACACAUUUGAAAUACGUGAGUAAUAUUAUGGUGACGGGAUUAAAUCAAAUGUUUUCUCUAGAAAAACGUUCGUAUUUCUGGAAUGAUUUGUACAUAUAUGAUCUGUAGAAAAGGAUUUGGAAAAACGAACGUUUUUCAUCGGGCGUACCCUACAAUAUUUUUCACUACAGCUCGAGUUCUACACUUAGCUCAACUUUUUAUAAGUAUAUUUUUUUUGGAGUUGUUUACUGACAAAAUCAGACAUUUUCCUGUGCCUCCUACUCCCAAGUUGAUUAAGCAUAAUCGCUCAGUCAUUAUUACUGGUGCUGCACAAUUGCCAGGGAACGAAAACAAGAUGGUUUGCGAGAAGAAGAACCGAAAAAAUUGGUCAAGUUUUGACUUUGUUUCUUUUCGUCCUUUUCGAGUUGAUUCUCAAUUGUGCAGCCGCCUUAAAUCGCACAAAUUGUCAUCUAUAAUGCGAUGACUGAUUUUUUAUGAAUAAAUCGAUACCAACAUUUUCUCUGAGGGAGUUUGGGGAAAAAUUUCUCGCAUACUCUUUCAUUCAUUCAACUUGAACUUCUGAGCUUUGAAUCUUGGUGUUGAGAUUUGUGGCUUGUAGUGAAAUACCCGUCCAUUGGUUCAUAAAUAUGAUUGUACAUGCUUUCUGAAAUCAUUAUAGUGGUAGUGACCUAUGAACCAAGAAAAGGUCUCCUCAAUGUAACAUAAAUGCUAAAACCAC